Messenger RNA from Apus apus (common swift), 4061 nucleotides. It is a transcript of the gene PAPSS2, whose product is annotated as 3'-phosphoadenosine 5'-phosphosulfate synthase 2. The coding region runs from base 7 to 1836 and encodes 609 amino acids. The record is from RefSeq and is a predicted model, not a curated record. Lineage: Eukaryota; Metazoa; Chordata; Aves; Apodiformes; Apodidae. Gene Ontology annotation, biological process: 3'-phosphoadenosine 5'-phosphosulfate biosynthetic process; sulfate assimilation. The transcript has 12 exons. Gene Ontology annotation, molecular function: adenylylsulfate kinase activity; sulfate adenylyltransferase (ATP) activity; ATP binding.
AGCACCAUGUCGGGCCGGCAGCAGACGGGAGCAACCAACGUGGUUUACCAAGCCCAUCAUGUCAGCAGGAGUAAGAGAGGACAAGUGGUCGGUACCCGGGGCGGAUUUCGAGGCUGCACGGUUUGGCUAACAGGCCUCUCUGGAGCUGGCAAGACAACCAUUGGCUUUGCCCUGGAAGAGUACCUGGUCACCCACGGCAUCCCCUGCUAUUCCCUGGAUGGUGACAACGUUCGGCAUGGCUUGAAUAAAAACCUGGGCUUCUCCCCCGGGGACCGCGAGGAGAACAUUCGGCGCAUCGCCGAGGUGGCCCGGCUCUUCGCUGACGCGGGGCUCGUCUGCAUCACCAGUUUCAUCUCUCCUUUCGCCAAGGAUCGUCAAAAUGCGCGGAAAAUUCACGAGGCAGCUGGACUUCCUUUCUUUGAAAUCUUUGUAGAUGCUCCUCUCAAUAUUUGUGAAAGCAGAGACGUGAAGGGCCUGUACAAGAAGGCAAGAGCUGGUGAGAUCAAAGGAUUCACGGGGAUUGACUCAGAGUAUGAGAAGCCUGAAUCUCCUGAGCUAGUGUUGAAAACCAAUGUUGCAUCGGUGUCUGAAUGUAUUCAGCAGGUUGUAGAGCUCCUCCAAACACAAAACAUCGUCCCCCACAGCUCCAUUAAAGAUGUCCUUGAGCUGUUUGUACCUGAAAACAAACUCAGUAGUGUCCGAGCUGAAGCAGAGAUGCUGCCAUAUGUAGAGAUCACUAAGCUGGAUCUGCAGUGGGUGCAGGUGCUGAGCGAAGGCUGGGCCACCCCACUGACCGGCUUCAUGCGUGAGAAGGAGUACCUGCAAGUCAUCCACUUUGGGACCCUGCUGAACGAUGGCGUGGUCAACCUGAGCGUCCCCAUCGUGCUGCCCAUCAGCAGGGAGGACAAGGAGCGGCUGCAGGGCUGCGCGGCGCUGGCGCUGGGCAUCGGGGGGCGGCGCGUGGCCGUGCUGAGGGACCCCGAGUACUUCGAGCACAGGAAGGAGGAGCGAUGUGCCCGUGUCUGGGGCACCACCUGCGCCCAGCACCCCCACGUCAAGAUGGUGAUGGAGAGCGGAGACUGGCUGGUUGGUGGAGACCUCCAGGUGCUGGAGAAGAUCAAAUGGAAUGAUGGUCUGGACCAGUACCGCCUGACACCGCUCACUCUCAAGCAGAAGUUCAGAGAGAUGAACGCUGAUGCCGUCUUUGCGUUUCAGCUGCGCAACCCCGUCCACAACGGGCACGCGCUGCUGAUGCAGGACACGCGGCGCCAGCUCUUGGAGAGGGGCUACAAGAACCCCGUGCUCCUCCUGCACCCCCUGGGGGGAUGGACCAAAGAUGAUGACGUCCCCCUGGAGUGGAGGAUGAAGCAGCACGCAGCAGUGCUGGAGGAGCAGGUCCUGGACCCCAAGUCGACCAUCGUGGCCAUCUUCCCCUCUCCCAUGCUCUAUGCCGGCCCCACAGAGGUUCAGUGGCACUGUCGGGCUCGCAUGAUCGCCGGCGCCAACUUCUACAUCGUGGGGCGCGACCCGGCGGGGAUGCCUCACCCCGAGACCAAGAAGGACCUGUAUGAGCCCACCCAGGGAGGGAAGGUGCUCAGCAUGGCGCCCGGGCUGACCUCGGUGGAAAUCAUCCCCUUCCGGGUGGCUGCCUACAACAAGGUGAAGAAGGCCAUGGAUUUCUAUGACCCGAAAAGGCACGACGACUUCGACUUCAUCUCGGGGACACGCAUGAGGAAGCUUGCCCGGGAGGGUGAAGACCCACCAGAUGGCUUCAUGGCCCCCAAAGCUUGGAAAGUCCUCACUGAGUACUACCAGUCGCUGGAGAAAAAGAAUUAACAGCCCUCCUCCUCCUAGAAAUACUUGUGUUAAGAGUGAGCAAUGAUUGCUUGGUUCCCUAUGACACAGAUCAGUUUCUUGGCAUUUCCAGUGCUCUGACUGGAGGGUUUUCCUGCCUGGGUCAGAGUGGUUUGUACUAAUCAGAAAUACUUUGAGCCUGGUCCUUCUCCCCCUGGAGCUGCUGGAACGUCCCCAUGGAGCUGGAAGGGGAGGGCAGCAGGUCUUUCAUUCCUUCAUUCCCAGCCCAGCCUCUGGAUGAACCAGGAGGAUCAUUUUCGUGCCGCCAUGGCCACGCUGGGACCUCAGCACCAGGAUCAAAACUUGCCUGUCCCCUGAUGGAGCAGAAAUGAAGACGUGUCCUUCCUCUGCCCCUCGCCCAGCUGCUGAGGUGAGGAGCUGCUGCCAGGCUGGGAGAGGGGCACGGGCACUCGGUGCUGGGAUCCACUCCCUGCCCUCCAGCUUCUGCCUCAGACAUUUGUUUCCUAGCAAACAGCAGGAUUAUUUUAACACCCUUUUUUAAAAAAAGGAUUUUUUAAGUCAGCCUUGACCAUUGCCAGUUCCUGUGCCUGAGACAAUUGCUCACUGUUCUUCCUGCUUCCUCCUGCUUGACCUCUCCAGACAAAACAAAACCUGGGCUGAGCAUUCCUGGUGCUCUGAGGUCAGCUGUCCUGGGAGGCACUGAAAAGCCCAGGAGACCUCCAAGAAAGCUCAGGGCAGCAAGAAAAAACUGGAGAUGAUGUUUCUGUGCCUUUGUGGGUGUCCUCCCAGGACAGGAUCCCCUUCCUCUGCCUGUGCUCCUCCCUUCCAGAAGGCAAGUCAAAGGCAAACCCGGCGACGAUGUGUCAGUGUGAGGUGGGUCUGAGCAGCUGCUGCAUGUGGGAAACCAGGAGAGAGGUGGCUCAAGCACUUGCCCUGAUCUGUCCCCACAGCCCCACCUGAGCACCGGGGAUCUGAUCUUGGCUGAUCAGGGAUGCUGAGGCUGGCUCUGGCUGGGGGGAUGGCCAGAGGGUGGCAGAGAAGUCCUUGGGUCCCUCCCUGCUGCUGAGCCAGGGGUGAUGGGGCCAAGCAAGAGCCAGUGUCUGGUGCUGCUCCCAGCUCUGGCUGGUGGAACGUUCCUGCAGACCUGACCUGGUUUUAUUUCUGUCCCCACCAUGGACUUUGCUGUUGUUCCUGAGGCUUUUCUGCUGACAGGCACCUCUGGCCUGUGACCCAGCCCCAGAGCUCUACCUGCCCAGGUGUCUCCCCUCAAGCAUGUCCGGCUGGGACCAUGGCUGAGGAUCGAGCAUCCUGCAGUGCUGGUGGCUUCCUGGUGUCCUGCAGAGGCUUUUCCAGGGAAAGGGCUGAGCCUGCAGCCCCAUGAGGAGCUCACCUCCUCCCCAGUGUGAGGGCUUUUUGGGAGGGAAGCCAGCUGUGCACUUUCUGCUUAUUGCAGCAACCUGAAUUAUUUUUGUAGUCGUCCUUUUCAGUAGAUGGCCCAGGAUGGGUGGGAAUGUGUUUCCAGUGCAAUGGAAGUCACCUUCUCCUCUUCUUGUGCUUCAGUUUUAAUUACAGCGGGAUCUGCCCUCCCUACAAUCUCUGCCAUAGGACAGUGACCUCCAGCCCGAGCUGCCACCUGUUUAGCUGUGGCCAUGGUACAAGCUCCCAGACUACAGAUACAAUUGGGAAUAUCUUUGCAAAAAAUAUAUAUAUAUUAUUUUAAUUUGUCAGCUGUUUUGGGGUGGGGCUUUUUGGUAAUUUUUUUCCAAACAAAGAGCCCGAAGCUGCAUUUAUACCUCAAGUAAAAUGCUGCACCAGCCAUGUCAGGAGCUGGAAGCACAGCAGCCCCAGUGCCUUUCCCCUCAGGCCCUCUGGCAGGGACCUGGAAGACAAAAGCAAUAACUCCCACUUCUGAUUUUGCAAUCUUAGUAAUUUUUAAAUAGCUAAAUAGUUGCUGUUGCCACUUGUCUUAAAUUAAUCCAACGGUUAAAAACAGACAAACACCCCUUCUGCAUUAAUCCAAAUGGUUACAACAAAACAGAAAUCUUUUGUCCUUCUAAAAUAGUGUACUGAUUACCUCUGAUUAAAAUAGAGUAUGUGGACUAGGGGUUUUUUAUAGCAUAUUUAUUAAAGACAUGAGACUGGAAUUUGUACCUCAACGGAUGCAUCUCAUGAUUUAAUAUAUUCUAAACUUGAUACUCUGCUGAAAAACACUCACUUUUAGUAAAAAUAAAUAUUUAUAUGUGUAA